UUUCUCACUCUUGCCUCUUUUUCUUCUCUCUAGCCUACAAUUAGGGUUUGUUAAUUGGUUCACAAGUCUCCUUCAAAUAUGAUCAUUUUGAGGAGCUUCGACGGCAAGACCUUUGAGGUCGAUGAGGCGGUGGCGCUAGAAUUGGAGACGAUUAAACAUAUGAUAGAGGAUGACUGCGCUAAGAACACCAUCCAUGUACCAAACGUUACUGGAAAGAUCUUAGCCAAGGUCAUCGAAUACUGCAAGCGCCAUGUGGAGGUUUCUAAAGCUGAAGAUAAGACUGCUAAAGAGGAUCUUAAGACUUUUGAUGCUGAAUUCGUCAAAGUUGACCAGGGCACCCUUUUCAAUCUCAUGCUGGCUGCCAACUACUUAAACAUAAAGUGCAUGCUUGACCUGACAUGUCAGACAGUUGCUGACAUGAUCAAAGAGAAGACCCCUGAAGAGAUACGUAAGACAUUCAACAUCGAGAACGACUUCACUCUUGAGGAAGAGGAAGAAAUCAGGAGGGAGAAUGCUUGGGCAGGCUAGUGAAUUUGAGUCUGCUAAGCGUCCAUAUGUGAUGAUAUAUCUGCAAUAUACUUUAGUAGAUGCUAUGAAUAACUUAUAUUAGUGAGUGUGUGACUGUUGUUUCUCGAUUGUUAGUUGAACUUCUUCUGCUCUGUUAUGCCAUGGUUUCUUGUGUUCUAAGAAAAAAUUGAAGAUAAAAAUCAUG
Messenger RNA from Solanum pennellii, 712 nucleotides. Its product is annotated as SKP1-like protein 1B. Gene Ontology annotation, cellular component: nucleus; cytoplasm. The transcript is spliced from 2 exons. The coding region runs from base 79 to 528 and encodes 149 amino acids. Lineage: Eukaryota; Viridiplantae; Streptophyta; Magnoliopsida; Solanales; Solanaceae. Gene Ontology annotation, biological process: SCF-dependent proteasomal ubiquitin-dependent protein catabolic process. Gene Ontology annotation, molecular function: cullin family protein binding. The record is from RefSeq and is a predicted model, not a curated record.